GUAGAGAAACGUCCAGAAACCGUUUUCCCGCACUUAAAUAAUUUUUUUGGAAAAUUUUGCAAUGCCAGUGGUUAUAUAGUCAACAUUUUUAUAAUUACAUUAGAAACUACAUUAGGAAGAUAAGAUGAAUAAUACACAGUCAUUGUUUAAUCAGCAAUACGGUUUUUCUCAAUGGAAACAGGCGGAUAGUGUAAUGCACCAUUUACAUUGCGAAUAUGAAGUUUCCGAUUUCCCAUUAGUGGAUUCUUCCAUGUUUGCUUGUAAAAGUGCAGUAAAAGAUGGCAACGAACAUUUUGUUGGUAUGGCAAACGAAGACGGAACACUGGCAGUAAUAGAUUGUGAAACCAAAGAAAAACAUAGUACACUAGCACACAAUAAUGCAAUAUUCGACUUGUCAUGGAUGUUUGAUCAAAUGCAAAUUGUUACUGCAUCCGGAGACCACACAUCCAAACUGUUUGAUUUUGGUGAUGGUGAUUUCAGGCAAGUCAGAUUGUUUUGUGGUCAUAGUCGUUCAGUUAAAACAGUAACUUUUCGUAAAGAGGAUUCAAGCGUGUUUGCAACAGGUAGUAGAGAUGGUAACAUUAUUCUGUGGGAUACAAGGACAGAACAGCAUAGCUUUAUUGGAGUACCGGAUAGGAUUAUUUUAAACUCACAUGCAGGGAAAGAUACACAUACACCAAGUAAAUCAAGGAAAAAGUUACAAUCUUGUGUCAAUUCAGGAAUAAAAAGCGUUACAGGCCUAGUGUUCCAGGACUACAACACACUAAUUUCAUGCGGUGCUGGAGAUGGUAUGAUUAAAGUUUGGGACCUCAGAAAAACCUAUUCAACUUUAAAAAAAGAACCUCUUCCUAAAUUUACCAUACCUUACACGGGAAGAACGGCAAAAAAUGGUUUUAGUAACUUAGUUAUUGAUAGUUCAGGUACAAAAUUAUAUGCAAAUUGUCUAGAUAACACGAUAUAUUGUUACAACGUAGCCACAUACAAUGUUAUGCCAGUUGCGAAGUAUACCGGACACCAGAAUAGUUCAUUUUAUAUCAGGUCUUCUUUAAGCAAAAACGACAAAUAUUUAAUCAGCGGCAGUAGUGAUGAAAACGCUUAUAUUUGGAACUUGAAGUAUUCAGAGCCAAUAGUAAAGCUGGUAGGCCAUAGUGCAGAGGUAACCUGCGUGGCAUGGUGCAACAGCAAAGUAACGCCCUCUAUAAUCACCUGUUCCGACGACAUGACCUACCGCAUUUGGACCGUAUGCGGUGAGGACUGUUCCGACAAUAUAGUACGGGGUAAAGCGGAAGUGUUGCCUCUGCCUAAACCUCUAUCCAGGAAAAGGGUUUGUUGCCCUUCGUUAGACUCCGUUCCAAAAAAAUUAGUUUGGGAAUGCCCGAACUGUCAAACCGCCAAUAUAUCCGACAUGUGCGAGAACUGUAUAUCGACGAGUUUGAAACGCAAAGCCGACUCUGAUCUUUGGAACGACUGUAAAAGAAUUCAAACGGAUUUCGGUCCUAGAAGAUUGUUUGGGUAUUUGAACACGAACGUUAAGGAUGUGGAUUCAGUUAAGCCCCUGGACGGUAAUGAUGGGGAUAGUAUGGAUUUAAAAUCUCUGGAUACGGCUCUGGAUUCGUUCAAAACGAAUUUAAGGAAGGACAGCGAGGUUUCUACGUCACCCACCGUUAAUUUACCUAAUUUCGUGGUAGAUGGCACUGCGCCGCAUCUAAACUAUUCCCCUCCGAAGCGGAAAAGUCAGGAUUGGUUGACUAAAAUGCGUACGGAGAGGAAAAUCCGACAGGAGAUAAUGGAAAGAUCGAUGGGGCCACAGAGUCCCAAAGUACCAAAGUUAGAAUUAACACCGAGGAGCAGCAAGAAGCGUGGUGCAGCGGCAAGUCCAUUACUGAGGUUUUUUAAGGUGACAAAUAGUAGUAAUAAAAACGAUAGUUUAAGUUGUUCGUCUAAGACGCAUAGUUGCAAUUUUUUCAGUAAAGGUAAAACGAAUCAACAGCUAAGUCAGUGAGAAGAACAAUUUUGAAUAAGUUUUGAAUAUGAUUUUUAUCUCCAAUGAGCUACAGAUAUUGUACAAAUUUCUUUUUUUUUAUUCUUAAGCCUUGUCUACAUUAUGUAACAUUUUGCCCCUGUCAGGUAAAACGCAUUAACUAGGGAACACACUGAAAGUUUUGCCUGUGUUAGACGUUUAUGGAAAACAGGUUAUAGAAUUUUUAUGAAAAUUUGAAUUUUUACAUAAAGGUACCUGCUCCAUCUUUCUAAAAUAUUUUCGGCAUUAAGCCCCGUUCUCAGAACAGCGACACGUUAAAAGAACCAAUGAGAUUUGUACAAAAUUCAAACAGCUUAUUUAAAAAAUAAAGACAUUGUUUUUGAUGAGGUUGAAAAGAAAAAUCGUGUAAUUUUUUCAAAAAAUUGUAACUAUAUACAGGGUGUUUCCUAAGUAAUAAAAAAAAAUUGUAAUUCUUCAUCUGUUUUUAAGAAAAAAAUUCAUAUAAACAUGGGGUCCUGAAUCCUGCCUAGACUACUUGAACCAGUGGUGUCCAUACACACACUCCUGGAUUAAUUUAUUAAAAUAAAUGGUACGCCACUGCUUUUUCAAAAAAUAUAUUUUUUCCUGAUUGUCCAUCCUUUUUCAACAAGAUUGAUCUCUUGAGUUUUUCUUGUAACUUUUAAAAAAAUUGGAAAUUUGGCUUAUUCAAAAAAUUAGAAAUUUGUUAUUAGUGCAUAUGAUAUUGUGCAUUUAUGGGUUUCCAUGCAUCUGUAAUGCGUCGUCCGUCACGUCAAGCACAAAGUAUUAGCGGUCAUUUUUGAAAUAACCAAUAAAAUUGCUUAAAACCAAUGACUGAUGCAUGUAAAUCCACACUAAUAAUAAAGAAAAAUCGUUAGUAAUUGGGCAAUUAUUAACAAAUGAAGAAAUAAUAAAACAAAUAUAUAAAACUAUAUAAUGUAGGAAUAUAAGUACAUAAAAAUCUCUGAAUUGUGAUAUUUAAGAAAUAGUAAUUAACACAUGGUCAGUGAAGAUUCUUCUGCAUGUUAUUAAUUGUAAAAAUAGUUCAAAUGCUACUUUAUUUUAAGAUAAUAAAUGUGGAUGUUUUUCUUAAAAUAAUAGCUAUUGGAACGUCCACUCAUGGAUAAUUUUAGGUGUCUACACACGUAGUAUAUUCUAUAUAUAGUCUGUUCAAGGAGAGAAUCCAUGACAGUUAUCUGUCUCUGACAUUUUAACUGACAGGUAAAGUGAAUUUUCUGUCAUUUUUUGGAUGUUGUCUGUUGUUCAUUUGACAGACUAUAUGUAUUUAUACACCUAUGCAUGUAUAUGUUCUUUGACACAUGUUAAAGUUGUCAUGUUUAUGUUCCAGUGUUUUCUGUCCUUCUAUAAAUACCUCUUCCUAUAUUUAUAUGCCUAGUAUUAAAUUACAUUUUAGGAGAUUGACUGAAAUAAAAGUAAAUGUAUUUAUUUAAA
Molecule: messenger RNA, 3451 nt
Organism: Sitophilus oryzae (rice weevil)
Lineage: Eukaryota; Metazoa; Arthropoda; Insecta; Coleoptera; Curculionidae
Product: protein lethal(2)denticleless-like
Exons: 7
Coding region: 125-2002 (625 amino acids)
Biological process (GO): mitotic G2 DNA damage checkpoint signaling; proteasome-mediated ubiquitin-dependent protein catabolic process
Cellular component (GO): nucleus
Molecular function (GO): protein-macromolecule adaptor activity; protein binding
Source: RefSeq, a predicted model, not a curated record